CCAACCGAGGUUUGGUAGGAAGAAGCCACUGAGUUUCCAUCCAAUAAUAAUCCCAGGAGAGCAUGAGGUCGACCUGGAGCACGGAGGAAAAUCUGACCGUCAGAAGGAGCCGUUCAGCGGACGCUCGGUGGAUCCAGAAGCUGAUUGGGUCAUCUGAUCAGGCUGUCUUCGGGAGGAUCAAUGUCAAUGAUCUGCUGGAGAAGGCCAACCUUUCCCUGACGGUGGGCGGCCAGUCGGGCGACGUUGUGGCUCACGCCUCCUUCAGCGACCUCCCCCCCGCCGCCGCCGCCGCCGUGGUCAGCCACGAUGCCUGGGAGGCCUUCCUGCGCUCACACUGGCCCGCCGCCAGAUGCACUCCGCUGAACUCUCUGUUCCUGCAUUUGUUCGUGUCUGAGCCCAGAGUGGCUGGAUCCAGCCUGGAGAAGAUCCUCAGAACCGCCUUCAGCAUCACUUCGGACCUGGAGCACGUCCUGCUGCUCUGCCCGGACCAGUGUCCUCUAGAACCGGUUCUGGAGGAGACGUUCCAGCUGCUGCAGUGGGAAGCCGACAGCGAGGCGCCGUGUUCGGCUCGGAUCUGCAGACGGGAGGAUCACUGCAAGCGGCUGCACGUCCGCCGAGCCCGGGUUGCAGAUUACGAUGACAUCAUGAUGAUCGUGAACAAGCAGACGACAGAGUGCUCCAUCCCUCUGCAGCCCUACGCUCUGAUAGACGUCAUCGAGUACCAGCACCAGAGGAGCCAUGCUGCCGUCCUCCAGGAUGAAGGACGUGUCGUUGGCUUCGUCGCUGCCACCUCGUCUCCUAACGACCAGAAACUUCUGGAGCAUUUUAACCUCAGGGAGUUUGAUGGAUUCUACAAACACAAAGUACCAGAGAAGGAGGAAGAGGUGGAGGAGGAAGGAGAACCGAGCCACCAGACUCCCAGGAAGUCCAACUCCUUCUGCAUUCAGCACUUCAUAUCCGACGAGGACCACCAGACCCGAUCAACAGACGGUCUGCCAUACAUGUUCCUGCACUUCCUGGACCUGGAAUAUUGCCUGAUCUUCGUUCCGUCUGCAAGUCCAGAGUCGCCGUGGUUACAGAACUUUGUUCUGGUGCGGUCCCGUCCUAGCAGCCUGCAACUCACCAGCCUCUACAUCACCCAUAGAUCCAGGUUCAGGACUGUGGAUGUGAGGCAGGCAGUGCCUGAAGACAGAGAAGCUGUUUCUGAUCUGCUGAACAGUUUGAAUCUCACCUGUUCGGUUCUGGAGGAUCUGGACUCUUUCUACCGGACCCACAGCGACCCGGAUGGUGUUCCUCUGCAGGCCUUCGUGGUUGUGGUGGAGCGGCAGCUGGUCGGCGUGACGAUCAUCAGGGACGAACAGGACGUGGAGUACCUCCGAGCUCGCUACGACAUCGACAGCUUCAUCAGCUUUGGUCGCCAUGGCUACCAGGAGCACGCUCACAUGCUGCACUUCCUGCUGAAGCCCUGCUGCUACCAUGUGACCCGGCACUGGCUGAAGGAGGUGCUGCGGCUGGCCCAACGGUCCUGCCUGUACCACCGGGCCUACUCACCGCUGCUGGGAGAGCAGACCUCCUGCUUCCACCCUCUGGAGUUCAUCCUGAACUGCUCGGUGCCGGUCCGGCCUCGCCAGCAGGUGGAGUACCCACUGCAGGAGCUCGGCAUCAACGCCCCGUCCCGCAGGAUCACAGAGGAACAGGCGCCGUUCGCGCUCAGCCUGAUCAGUAGGAAGUUGACCUUGGAGCUGAAGGUCAGGGUGAACGCCAGCAUCGUGGUGGUGGGGGCUUCAGACACCGGCCUGUCCCUGCUGGAGGAGCUCAGCUUCAGCUCUCAUCUGCGGUUCAACAAUCUCACCCUCAUCUCCACUCACGGUUUCCCUGGAAACUACGACCAUGAGGAUGUCGGCUUCCUGUCCACCAGCCACGUCUUCAGCAGCAGAGACCUGGCCCAGACCUUCUUGCUGUCCUGCACCCGCGUGGUGGAGGGGAAGAUUGUGAGGAUCGACAGGAAAUCCAAAUACGUCCUGGUGUCAGAUGGGCAGAAGGUGGCCUACGACUUCCUGGUCCUCUGUACAGGCCUGCAGUACCGGCUUCCCUGCCCCACCGGAGUUGAUGUUUCCCAGCCGGUCACCAACAGCCAGCUGGAUCCUGAUUGGUUCUGCCGCAGAUACACGGGGCCCGUCCCCGCCAACCUGCUGACCAUCAGCGACCUCCAUGACGGCGUUGCCGCCCGCCGCUGGUUGCAGGAGAACUUUGUGGACCUGCAGGAUAACGCCGUUGUCUACGGAAACACCCUGGACGCCUACGUCACCGUUCAGACCCUGCUCUCCCUCGGUGUCCAGGGAUCCCGGAUCCACCUGGUCCUGCCACCCCCUGCGACCCGCCCCGCCCCUUUCUCGGACAGGGCCGUGGACAGAGCCGUGGCGGCGGCCAUGAUGGGCGCCGAGGUUCAGGUCCAUCAGAAUUGCGUCCUGGCUCAGAUAAACAACGGCGAGCAUCCCGAUCCCAUCGCCUGCGUCUCCUUCACCAGCGACUCUGAGCCGCUCAGGCUGCAGUGUGGAGUGUUCCUCAACCUGUCCAGUGAGGGAGUGGACUAUGACUGCUUCCACAGCAUCAGUGGCUGCUUCCUGCCCUUCGAUGGCCGCCUUGUGAUUAACAGCCGCUUCCUGACAAGCGACGCCUCCAUCUACGGCGCCGGCCCGCUCACCAGGUUCUCCUGCAGCUACUACGCAGACGAAUGGUCGCACGCCAACUUCAGCUCCCGAGACGUGGGCCGCAACGUGGCGGCGGUGCUGCUGGAGCAGCUGGACCCGAACCGGGAGGCACCGGUCGACCCGCCCUCCGAGCCCGAGAUGCUCAUCCCGCUCUACAGUCGGCCCAGGAUCCGAGGAGCAACUCUUCCUGGUGGAUUUCACUUCCUGCAUGUGACCAAACCCAGUCCCAGCCUCCAGACCAGCCGUCGUUUCCAGUUGGAUGAAGUGAUCGUGACGGGAGCAGCGCAGAGCGGGGACUACUUCCGGCUCCAGCUGAGCGCCCUGCAGCUGGUGGAGAGCCUCACCUGUCUGUGCCUGAAGCCCCUCCCAGUGGGGAACUACCUGACCCUGUUCGGCCGGCACCAGGAGCUGCUGGGCCAGCUGCUGGACCGGUACCGCCUGGGCCUGGUGCCCGACCUCUACAGUUUCUUCACACAGAGGGGCUGUCUGCCCAUUUUCCACGACCGCUUCCCAGACCUCCACCAGAGGGCGCUGCAGCUGCUGACCCACCGACUCAAGCGCGGCGGGGACCUGGAGUCCCUCAGCCUCCAUCGGCCAAUCAGGAUGGACCCAGAGACCCGGGCCGCUCUGAGGAACCGAGCGCUGGCCUUCCUGGUGGACAACCAGAACCUGCUGCCCAUGUUCUACAUCCCGGAGCGACCCGCACCCUUUGGACACUCUGGGCACUCCCCGGGACACUACGGACACUUCAGACACAGCGACCACUCCGGACCAUCUGAACCGUCCGGACCUUCGGCUCAGAUCUGACCUUCCUGGUUUCACUGGAACUAUUCUCACCUAAAGGCUCAAUAAAAAGCUGUGACCUUUGA
Poecilia latipinna (sailfin molly) is the source of this 3580-nucleotide messenger RNA. It is a transcript of the gene cfap61, whose product is annotated as cilia and flagella associated protein 61. The record is from RefSeq and is a predicted model, not a curated record. NCBI's taxonomy places the organism in Eukaryota, Metazoa, Chordata, Actinopteri, Cyprinodontiformes, Poeciliidae. The coding region runs from base 63 to 3518 and encodes 1151 amino acids. The transcript is spliced from 24 exons.